AUGAGUACCGCUCUUCCAACGAUUCAGUUGGACAUCGACUAUACAAAAAUUAAAGAUGAGAUAGAAGAUUUUAUAGUUCAUUUUAAGGAACAGGAAUUGUCUUUAGAGGAGAGUGAUGAGAUUGGUGUUGGUCCUAAGUACUUGAAUUUGCUUCAGCAGGUUGCAAACAGAGAGAUUGGUACAGUUUAUAUUGAGCUUGAUGAUUUAUAUGUGUACCAACAGCAGAAAAUCGCCGAUAAUGUCCCAUUGUCAAGCAGUAACUUGUGCUGGAUGAUAAUGGAGAAUGCAUAUAGGUAUAUUGAACUCUUUUCCUCAGUCUUGGACAAGCUUCUGCCGGCUCCAAAUAAGGAAUUUGACUACAAGGACGAUGUGCUGGAUGUGAUUUUGCACCAAAGACAAUUGCGGAACCAGAAACAGCUUAAUGAGAGGAGAAUGGAGUGGGAGCAAAUGGGCGGAAACUAUGAAGAUGCCAACAUUAAUGAAAUGCUUCAGCAAAAUGAAGAUGGCCAGGACGAUCUAUUUCCGGCAAUUUUGACAAGGAGUUACGAUCUGUAUUUGAAACCACUUGCUUUGCCAGGAAUCACGAAAACUGGCAAGAAAAUUAGAUCAGAAUUUGGUCCAUUCAGUGUCAGAGAAAUCAAAGCAUCGCACCUUGGUAAGCUAAUUACUGUGCGCGGGAUCAUUACAAGAGUCUCUGAUGUGAAGCCUUCAGUAAUGGUUACUGCAUAUACAUGUGACCAAUGUGGUGCGGAGGUGUUCCAGGAAGUCAAUAGGCGUACUUUCACUCCAUUCCUUGAAUGCCAAUCAAAGCAAUGUCAGCAGAAUGAGACCAAGGGCCAAUUAUUUAUGUCGACUAGAGCAUCUAAAUUUAAUGCGUUCCAAGAGUGUAAAAUUCAAGAGUUGUCAGACCAAGUUCCAAUAGGUCAUAUACCCCGAACCCUUACAAUCCAUGUUAACGGAUCUUUAGUGAGAUCGAUGGUUCCCGGUGAUGUCGUUAACGUAAGCGGCAUAUAUCUUCCUUCGCCUUAUACAGGGUUCAAGGCAUUGAAGGCAGGGUUACUCACAGAAACGUAUUUAGAAGCGCAGAAUGUCCUACAGCAUAAAAAGAAGUUUUCAGCAUUUGAAAUAACUCCAGAGGUUGAGCAGCGUGUGCAUGAAAUUGUGAAGCAAGGAGAUGUUUAUAACCGUUUGGCAAAAUCUAUUGCGCCUGAAAUCUAUGGGCACCUCGAUGUAAAGAAAGCGCUACUGCUCUUACUUGUAGGGGGAGUAAAUAAAGAAGUCGGCGAUGGUAUGAAGAUUAGGGGAGAUAUUAAUAUCUGUUUGAUGGGUGAUCCUGGUGUUGCAAAAUCGCAGUUACUGAAAGCAAUUUGUAAAAUUACACCCAGAGGUGUAUAUACAACUGGUAAAGGUUCUUCCGGUGUGGGAUUAACUGCAGCAGUCAUGAAAGAUCCUGUUACUGAUGAAAUGGUCUUGGAAGGUGGUGCAUUGGUUCUUUCUGAUAAUGGUAUCUGCUGUAUUGAUGAAUUCGAUAAGAUGGAUGAGAACGACAGAACUGCUAUUCACGAAGUCAUGGAACAACAGACAAUUUCUAUUUCCAAGGCAGGCAUAAAUACAACUUUAAACGCUAGAACGUCAAUUUUAGCGGCUGCAAAUCCUCUCUAUGGUAGAUAUAACCCAAGACUAUCGCCUUUGGAAAAUAUUAACCUUCCAGCUGCGCUACUUUCGAGAUUCGACAUAAUGUUCUUAUUACUAGACAUGCCAAACAGGGAGCUAGAUGAGAAGCUGGCAGAGCAUGUUGCAUAUGUUCACAUGCAUAAUAAACAACCAGAUCUAGAUUUUGAACCUGUGGAUCCUUCGAGAAUGAGAGAGUUUAUAGCCUUUGCCAAAACAAAAAGACCAAUCAUGACUUCCGAAGUUAAUGACCGAAUUGUUCAAUCGUAUAUCCGAAUGAGGCAGGAUUCCAAGCAUGCUACAGACCCAAGGCAUCAAUUUGGUCAAGCAACCCCAAGAACUUUAUUAGCAAUAAUCAGGUUAUCCCAGGCAUUGGCCAAGCUGCGAUUUAGUGACAUAGUAGAAACUGAGGAUGUCGAUGAAGCAUUGCGAUUAACCCAAGUCUCGAAAGAAUCGCUCUAUCAUCAAUCCGAAACUAAGUACGAUGAUGAAUCGCCCACCACGAAGAUUUACAUCAUCAUCAAAAAGCUUGCUACAGAUGGCAAUCAAUUUAAUAAGACACUACCACUCGAUACUAUAUCUAAAAUUGUUAGGUCGAGAGGUUUUACACAACAGCAACUGGAUAGCUGUAUUGAGGAGUACACAUAUUUGAAUAUUUGGCACAGAUUAGAAGAUAAUGUAUUGAAGUUUGUCGAUGGCAGUGAAGAUGACAUGCAAGCUUCCCAAGAUCAAGAUACCGAGAUGGGAGAAGCAUGA
This is a messenger RNA of Eremothecium sinecaudum, 2427 nucleotides long. RefSeq names its product DNA replication licensing factor MCM7 (gene MCM7). The record is from RefSeq and is a predicted model, not a curated record. Gene Ontology annotation, molecular function: ATP binding; ATP hydrolysis activity; single-stranded DNA helicase activity. The coding region runs from base 1 to 2427 and encodes 808 amino acids. Gene Ontology annotation, cellular component: MCM complex; nucleus. The transcript has a single exon. Lineage: Eukaryota; Fungi; Ascomycota; Saccharomycetes; Saccharomycetales; Saccharomycetaceae. Gene Ontology annotation, biological process: DNA strand elongation involved in DNA replication; double-strand break repair via break-induced replication; DNA replication initiation.